AAAUCGAGAGUCAUUUUUUUAUAUGGCUGCUUCGGAAUUGCUGACAGUCCAGCUUGCUUUUCUGUUCAUCGGACCAGCCUGAAACAGGAGGUAGGGCUGUGACCCUCGCGACAAUGCAAAGAAGCGGACCCAUUGAUGAAAAACCCCAAAUACCUACUACCUGCUGCCAGCCCUUCUGAUAGGGGUGUCUCAGGUUUUGACUAAACCGGUUUUCUUCGUUGAAGAAUCUUGAGCGACAGAGCGUGUUGCAUUGUUGGAGAAGGGAAGGACAUCUCCGUAUAAUUCAGCUUUGGUGGAUGAAAGGAUUUUUAAAAACUCUUCUUUCCGUUUUCCUUGAGGAUUAAUCCAGAAGGAUUGGCUGGGAGUGGGAAACAGAGCAAGACAUGUAAUGUGGCAGAGAUCUGGACCGGCUUCAGGAUGAAUCUGGACACCUCGCUUAGUAUAUGGCAGUGCUGUAGCUCCCAGAUGCCUUACCUUACCCUCUGCCCCCCCUUUCCAUAAACUGUCCCUCUUUUCCCAUCAAAUCCACCUCCAAAGAGAUCCUUUGGAACUCAGAAGUGGCCAGCUGAGGAGUGGAGAAUAAGUAUUGGGAGAAAAGGAAGGGCCACAUGUUCUCUCCCUUCCCAGGAGCAGAUAUGAAGUGCUGUUUCCAAGUUCUGGCUUCCCUGGUGUUACUGGGUGUGGUGUCAGCACAGAGACAAGUCACUGUCCAAGAGGGACCACUUUAUCGCACAGAAGGCUCCCACAUCACCAUUUGGUGUAAUGUCAGUGGCUUUCAGGGACCCUCUGAACAGAAUUUCCAGUGGUCCAUUUACCUGCCGUCUGCACCCGAACGGGAGGUGCAGAUUGUCAGCACGAUUGACUCUUCCUUCCCUUACGCUAUCUAUACCCAGAGAGUACGGAGUGGGAAGAUCUACGUGGAGAGAAUCCAAGGCAAUUCAGCCUUACUGCAUAUCACAGAACUGCAGGCCAGGGAUGCUGGGGAGUAUGAGUGCCACACCCCCAACACAGAUGAGAAGUACUUUGGAAGCUAUAGUGCCAAGAUGAACCUAAUAGUGAUCCCAGAUUCCCUUCAGGCAACAGCGACACCCCAGACUCUUCAGAAGGUGGAGCAGGACUCUCUGGAGCUGAGCUGUGACGUGGCCACGGAGACGUUGCAGCACAGCCACCUCUCAGUUACUUGGUACAGGCAGAGGACUGGUGAGAAGCCCGUGGAGGUGAUCUCCCUGAGCAGGGAUUUUGUGCUCCAUUCUAGCAGUGAGUAUGCACAGAGGCAGACCUUGGGAGAGGUCCGCCUGGACAAGUUGGGAGAGACAACCUUCAGGCUCACCAUUUACCACCUGCAGACAUCUGACCAGGGCGAGUUCUAUUGCGAGGCUGCCGAGUGGAUCCAGGAUCCUGACAAGUCAUGGUACCCCAUGACCCUCAAGCGUUCGGAAGGAACUGUGGUCAAUGUCCAGCCAACUGACAAAGAGUUCAGUGUUCGACUAGAGACAGACAGACGGCUGUACACAGUCGGUGAGCCAGUAGAGUUCCGCUGUAUCCUUGAGGCUCAGAACGUUCCCGACCGCUACUUUGCUGUCUCCUGGGCUUUCAACAGCUCCCUCAUUGCCAGCCUGGGACCCAAUGCUGUGCCUGUGCUGAACAGUGAAUUUGCUCAGCGGGAAAGCCGGGGCCAGCUCAAGGUGUCCAAAGAGAGUGACAGCGUCUUUGUGCUGAAGAUCUACCACCUCCGCCAGGAGGACAGCGGUAAAUACAACUGCAGGGUAACAGAACGAGAGAAAACGGUGACUGGCGAGUUCAUCGACAAAGAAAGCAAGCGCCCCAAGAACAUCCCCAUCAUUGUUCUUCCUCUCAAGAGCAGCAUCUCGGUGGAAGUGACCAGCAAUGCCAGCACCAUCCUAGAGGGAGAGAAUCUUCACUUUUCUUGUAGUGUGCGUACAGCAGAUAGAGCCCAGGGCCGCUUCUCAGUCAUCUGGCAGCUGUUGGACAGACGGAAUCGGCGAAAUAACAUCAUGUGGCUAGACCGAGAUGGUACAGUGCAGCCUGGCUCUUCCUAUUGGGAGCGCAGCAGCUUUGGAGGCAUCCAAAUGGAACAGGUUCAGCCCAACUCAUUUACCUUGGGCAUCUUUAACAGCAGAAAGGAAGAUGAAGGCCAGUACGAAUGCCAUGUGACCGAGUGGGUGCGGGCAGUGGAUGGUGAAUGGCAGAUCGUUGGAGAGCGGAGAGCUAGCACACCUGUCUCCAUUACUGCUCUGGAGACUGGCUUUGCUGUCACAGCCAUCUCUCGCACCCCUGGCGUGACCUACAGUGAAUCAUUUGACUUACAAUGCAUCAUCAAACCCCACUACCCAUCUUGGGUGCCAGUGUCAGUGACCUGGAGGUUCCAGCCUGUGGGCACCAUUGAGUUCCACAAUCUGGUGACCUUCACCCGUGAUGGUGGGGUUCAGUGGGGGGAGAGGUCCUCCAGCUUCCGAACUCGUACUGCCAUCGAGAAAGCAGAGUCCAGCAACAACGUACGUCUGAGCAUCAGUCGGGCUAGCGACACUGAGGCUGGCAAAUACCAGUGUGUGGCUGAGCUUUGGAGAAAGAACCACAAUAGCACCUGGACCCGCCUGGCAGAGAGAACAUCCAACCUGUUGGAGAUAAGAGUUCUGCAGCCAGUGACAAAGCUACAAGUGAGUAAGUCAAAGAGGACGAUCACCUUGGUGGAGAACAGGCCCAUCCAGCUGAAUUGUUCGGUAAAGUCUCAGACCAGCUCGAACUCGCACUUUGCAGUCCUCUGGUACGUCCACAAGCCCUCUGAUGCAGAUGGGAAGCUCAUCUUGAAGACCACCCACAACUCUGCAUUUGAGUACGGCACCUAUGCUGAGGAGGAGGGCCUGCGGGGGAGGCUGCAGUUUGAGAGGCACAUGUCUGGUGGCCUCUUCAGCCUAACCGUCCAGAGGGCGCAGGUCAGCGAUAGUGGGAGCUACUACUGCCAUGUGGAAGAGUGGCUUUUGAGUCCCAACUACGCCUGGUACAAGCUGGCAGAAGAAGUUUCAGGACGGACUGAGGUCACAGUGAAACGGCCAGAUAUCCGCCUGAAGCUGAGCCAGACCCAAGGUAACAUCACAGUUCUGGAAACCCAGAAGGUAGAACUGGAGUGUGUGGUCCUAAAUCGUACCAGUGCGACUUCCCGGCUUGCUGUGGAAUGGCAUGUGUGGAAGCCCAACCACCCGGAGAGAGAAACAGUCGCCCGCCUGAGUCGAGAGGCCACCUUCCACUAUGGAGAGCAGGUCGCUAAGAACCAUUGGAAGGGAAGGCUGCAUUUGGAAAGCCCUUCUCUGGGAGUUUACCGCCUCAUUAUCCAGAAUACUGCUGUUCAGGACAGUGGGACAUACAACUGCCUGGUGGAGGAGUGGCUGCUGAGCCCCAGCGAUGUGUGGUAUAAACGGGCCGAAGAUUCAUCUGGACAGACAAUUGUCACGGUAUUGAGACCAGAUGCCACGCUGCAAGUGGACACCGUUGUACCCAACGUCACAGUGCCAGAGAAGUCCCCUUUCCAACUGGACUGCAACAUCUUAUCCCGUUCAAGUCAGGACUCCCGCUUUGCAGUUGCCUGGUAUGCUCUCAGGACUAAAGCAGGAGGAAAGAAAGGCAGCAUGCUGGAGGAUGAGGAAAUAGAGCGGAAGGCCAUGCUAAGUGUGGGCCCCGACGCCAUCUUUGGCCCUGAGGGCAAUCACUGGGAGGGCAGGCUCCGGUUCCAGAGACUUUCACCCGUGCUCUAUCGGUUGACGGUCUUGCAAGCAGAUCCCAGUGACACAGGCAACUACUCCUGCCGAGUGGAAGAAUGGCUGUCCAACCCUCAGAAAGAGUGGUAUCGACUCACUGAGGAGGAAUCUGGCCCAAUUGGCAUCCAAGUUCUUGACACAGGGUCCACACUCCAGUCCAUCAUAUGCUCCAACGAUGCCCUCUUCUACUUUGUGUUCUUCUACCCCUUCCCCAUCGUCGGCAUUUUGAUCAUCACCAUCUUACUGGUCCGUUUCAAGGGUAGGAACUCUAGCAAGAACUCUGAAGGCAAGAAUGGAGUGCCCUUGCUGUGGAUUAAAGAACCUCAUCUUAACUAUUCCCCAACUUGCUUGGAGCCUCCUGUUCUCAGCAUCCACCCAGGAACCAUAGACUAACGGGAAGACUGGGGCGGAUGUGGCACAUCAAGGAGCAGAUGGAUCUCUAUUGCUUCCGUUCCUCUGUCUGUACAUUUCGUACUGUAGGACAGCAGCCGCUAGACUCUGGAGUCCCCUGCCUAGAGGGUUUUCAGACUUGAAAAGUUUUAUAAAAUCCCCCAGCCAGUGACAGAGAUAGACACUUGUUGCUGGCACCCAGCAGAGCCCCUCUGCUCUUUAUUUCCGUUGCCUGGCUAGUUACUCUGGUUCUGAUGUUAUAACCCUACUGUUAGAGAUUUCUUCUUGGAACAUAGUGAGUACUUCCUGGAGCCACUUUGACUGAUUAACUUAUGGUAUUCUUUGAUGGUUGUCAUAGGGGUUUGUUUGUGGGGGUUUUCGGUCCAGAUUUUAAAAUCACUUUGGUUCAGCCUUUUUGAAUGGAUGGAACCCCCUCACCCCCAACUGAUUGCAAAAAUAACCAAGUACUAUGGACUGAUGAGGGGCCUUUUUUGAGACUUUCUUUUGCACAUUUUUUAAAAGCUACCCCUGAAUCAAAAUAUUCCAAGCUGUUUUACUUGCAUAAAAAUAUUUGAAAGUGGUGUGUAGCACAGGCCCAAUUUGUAUUUUUUUUUUCCCUUCAGCCCAGCCCAGAGUGGUUUGAAUCACUUUGUAGUCAAGAUGAAAGCCUCAAAUUUUACUUCAAAGGACCAUGUGCAUAGAAGAGAAAAGGAGUACUGCGGAAGCCCAUUAGGAGCAGAUGUUGACUUGCUAAUUUGCCUAUCAGACCAAAAAGGCUUCACCAGGAGUUUGCCCCCAAAAAAAGACUUGGACAAGGAGGUCAAAGUUCAACAAUACUCCUCCAAAGUAACAGAAGGAGAGCUGUUUUCCAUUCAUUUUUAUCAGUUAGUAGAUUAGAGAGGAAAGGAAAAUUGCUCGAUUCCCAUUGGUUUGGUCACUGGAAGAUGGCAGUGACCUUGGAGUGCAUGAGACCUUAGUUUAUAAUGCUUUGCCAGGCCUUUAAGGAGGCCAAGCAUAUGGUGAGCCAGGAGCCAGGCUCUAAUGAGGCAGCGCAUAUUGUAGCAAGUCAGUAGAUGGCGGGCACUAGGGACUCCCACCAAUCAGAUUUGUUGAGAGUGGGAGAUUGAGAGGAGAGGGGAAGGAUUUCCUAGGCUUGAAAUUGGUGAAUAAUAACCACCAUCCAUUCCUAAAUAAGUGAUUUGAACCUCCAAGAAAUAGGCGUUGCUUUUGGCUAUCAUUAAUCUUUCUUCCUAUGUCCUAUCUUCAGAAAAAUGUUGUCUGGGAUUGAGGGAAGAGGAGAAUUAUCCAGUAUGCGCUAGUAUAAGUUUUUAGUAGCUUGAGUACCUUGGCUUUUUCUAGUCUUAGUGGGAAAGGAGCCAGUGCCAUUGUCUGUGGAUGCUUUUCUUCCUUACCCACUUAGAUCUUUUUUUUUUUAAUAGUUUUAGACUUGUCAUUUAGCAGUACCUUGGACUUUUGUCCCCUGGCCCAAUCCUUGAGUCUUCCUGUUGAGAAAGGUUAAUUCUUUAGAGCCUCCUAGACGUGACCUGGGAUGAUGCUACCACCAUUGCUUUGCUACUCUGGGUCAUCAGUAUAGUAAAGAUAAGGGGGGCUCAAUUACUUUUCCUCCUCUGUCCCUCCCCCCUUUUCAUGAAGAUGUUUGUUUCCAGACUUUUUCUUCACCUGUUUAACUUGACCAACAGUGCCAGGUGGUGGUGGCAGCCCCCAGCUGGUCCAAAUCUCAAACCCCAGAGUAGCCCCCAGUCUGGAGGAACCCCAUCUCUCCCACCUUGUGACCUUGACACUCUACCCUCUCUCGACCCCCCAGAUCACGCUAUAUGUUGAAACUGAACUCUCACAAGUUUCCUAGAACUCUAGCCUAAACUAGGAGAAGGAUCCAGAGGAUAGAUAGCUGAGGAACUUUCAGGCCACACCAGGCUUGACUCCAGCCCUCAGGGUGGUCCCAGGAGUCUCAGCAUUUUUGUGUAGGGAGCAGUGUGUUCAUUAGAUGCUUUUCACCUGUUUUUCUGCUAAACCACCUGCAGUGAGGUGAUCAGCCUAGUAGUCGUUUUUUUUCCGACAGCCUGGCAUGACCAGGGCUGGUUAGCACCAGCCAUACCAGUACUCUACCUUCAGAGAACACCUAGGCACUGCCACCUUAAUCAUCCUGGCUGCCUAACCCUCUUCCUUUGGCUUAUUUUUAUUAUCUACUCUAUCAGCAUUUCGAACAUAUGGCAUUAUCUCAGUUGUCAUUGUGUUGGGAAACGAAACAGUCUUUGGGAAUUUGUAUUUCUUGCCACCUCUAUUUCAUUUCAGGGCAGGUGACUCCCUACUAGAAGGAGCCAGAAUAGACUGGAGGCGGGUGGGGAAAGACUCACUUUUUCUGUCUGAAAGGGAAAGGUGCCAUAGGGUGGGAUGGGUGAGCUGUUUCUUUCCAAGAUGUUCGUGGUAACUCGGAAGGAAGCCACCUCAAGCUGAUUGGCGCUUAGAUGAAGGGAGAAGAUGCUACAUGGCACAAAGCGUGUCAAAUUCAUCAUAAGAAAUCUUCUAUUGAAAAAGAAACCGAAGCCAGUAUUUUAUGAUGAUGCUGUUUUUUCCUUCUGUAUGUAUUUCAUCACCCAGGGAUGUCAUCAAAGGGUGAACUUGGCCUUUUGCCCAGGACUCUCCCUAUGGCCGUUUCCAUGGGAAUGGUUUGCUUUCUGUGGACCUUAAGACAAAUGGUCAAAUGGCGCCCUCCAGUGGCCCCAGUCCUUCAUUUCACAUUGUUUUCUGGGGCUUUGUCCCUCCCUGGUCCCAAGGAGGAAAAACAGCUUUGAUCUAUUGUUAAGUAACCUUUGGUAUAAAUGCAAUAUUAAUGAUGGCGCAUUUAUGAAACAACUACACUGUGCUAGGCCCUUUGAAGGGACACAGACAAGAUGAAGACCUUCUUCACCAGGGUGUUUCUAUAAAAAGUUUUAUUAUUCUUUCCAAACAACGGUUCUUCUGCAUUAACUUGAGUUGGAGCAAAAAGGAGGGGAGGAAGGACAUUGCCCAUGCAUGAUGUGGAAAGCUGUUGGAUUUUUUUUUUAAGAAAACUAUUUGUAUGAUGUUGCACUAAAAAUGUUUUAUAAACACUUCAGAGACCUGUAGUAAAUUAUGUUGAAAAUAU
Messenger RNA from Trichosurus vulpecula (common brushtail), 7308 nucleotides. It is a transcript of the gene IGSF3, whose product is annotated as immunoglobulin superfamily member 3. The record is from RefSeq and is a predicted model, not a curated record. Lineage: Eukaryota; Metazoa; Chordata; Mammalia; Diprotodontia; Phalangeridae. Bases 609 to 4166 code for a protein of 1185 amino acids. The transcript has 10 exons.